AUGAGACUAUGUAGGGUCACAACAGCGCUGGCCGUGCUUGCCUCGACCUGCCUGAAGCCAAACGCCUACUCAACACUAAGCGACAGCACGAUCAGACAACGAUUCCCUCGCUCGCAGUCCAGAGACUUUGACAUUCACACUGGACCUAUUCUGGCUCCUAUCCUCAUACCUCGAGUACCUGGUACGGAGAACUCCACCAAAGUCCUUGACCACUUCGUCCGUUUCUUCCAAGGCGAGCUACCAGAAUGGAAUAUCGAGGUUCAAAACUCCACUUCGAAGACACCUACUCAUGGAAAUGAGGACGUUCCUUUCAGGAAUUUCAUUGCUUCAAGACGUCCCCCUUGGCUGAGUGAUGGUCAUGUCGGCUACCUCACGCUGGUCGCCCAUUACGACUCUAAGAUUGAGCCCGUAGGUUUCAUUGGCGCAACCGACUCUGCCGCUCCAUGCGCAAUGAUUAUGUCCGCUGUACGGAGCAUAGACGCAGCUAUGACCAACAAAUGGCAAAAGAUGCAGGAAACCACAGAUGAAUUCGAGUUGGAGGACAGCAACGCUCUCGGCCUCCAAGUCCUUUUCCUUGAUGGCGAAGAAGCCUUUCAUUCCUGGACUGCAACAGAUAGCAUCUAUGGUGCACGAGCACUAGCCGACGAUUGGGAUACGGCCAUGUAUCCUGCCCGCAGCACCUACAAGACUAAACUCAACAGCAUCGACCUCUUUGUGCUACUCGACUUGCUGGGAAGUGGUGAGAGUCUUCCAAUCCCGAGCUGGAUGCAAAAUACUCACUGGGCUUAUCAGCAUCUCGCCAAACUGGAACAUCGACUCCGUAAGAUGGGGUUGUUCAAGAGCGACAAUAGCCAGACUUGGUUACCAGAAAAGGACAAGAAAAACGACGCUAUCUUUCAGCAGACCAUGAUGCAGGACGAUCAUAUUCCCUUCGUUGCUCGUGGUGUCCCGGCCCUUCAUCUUAUACCUUCCCGGUUUCCUUCUCAAUGGCAUCGAAUUGGCGACAAUGCAGAAUACCUAGACAUUCCCACCAUCGAGGACUGGUCACUCCUGACUGCCGCCUUUGCUGCCGAGUAUCUGGAAUUGGAGGGGUCCUUUGAGCAAGCACCAGUGGUGAAGCGGCACGAAGAGCUGUGA
This is a messenger RNA of Lithohypha guttulata, 1137 nucleotides long. RefSeq lists its product as uncharacterized. The coding region runs from base 1 to 1137 and encodes 378 amino acids. Lineage: Eukaryota; Fungi; Ascomycota; Eurotiomycetes; Chaetothyriales; Trichomeriaceae. Gene Ontology annotation, molecular function: zinc ion binding; glutaminyl-peptide cyclotransferase activity. The transcript has a single exon. The record is from RefSeq and is a predicted model, not a curated record.